This is a messenger RNA of Misgurnus anguillicaudatus (oriental weatherfish), 871 nucleotides long. Its product is annotated as fucolectin-4-like. The record is from RefSeq and is a predicted model, not a curated record. NCBI's taxonomy places the organism in Eukaryota, Metazoa, Chordata, Actinopteri, Cypriniformes, Cobitidae.
AUGUUGUUGCAGAUGAGACCACGCUGGUUUCCUGAUCUGCGAGUGGCAGCGGUGGUGAGGCAAGUUCGGUCGAAUGAGGAGGUGGAUGUUAAAUUUCCGAGUGUAGGAGGUUUCACCACUACACAUGCCAUCACUGCCCAGGAGGAAGUGAAUGUGGCUUUAGGAGGACAGACUGUACAGUCAUCCACAGAAUUUGUAGGUUGGGAAGCGGACAAGGCCAUUGACACUUCACCCUACACCUGCACCCAUACUGUACAAACAACUGAUAACCCCUGGUGGAGAGUGGAUCUACUGGAUUCUUUCUACAUCUCUAGAGUUGUCGUCACUAACAGACCAGACUGCUGUGGGGAGCGACUCAAUGGAGCAGAAAUUCUUAUUGGAAACUCUUUGGAGAACGACGGCAACAAUAAUCCCAGAUGUGCUGUGCUGUAUGGUGUGGGAUGGGGUCAGUCCGUAUCUGUGUCCUGUGCUGAGAUGAAUGGACGAUAUGUGAACAUCAUUGUACCUGGAAGUUCAAAAGUUCUCACUCUAUGUGAUGUACAGGUGUAUAGUCUGAAAGUCAUAAAAGGUUUCAUGAAGAUAAAAUUUACCUCCAGUCUCGAUAUGUCAGAUCCAGCAGAGAGAAACAAAGUUCUUAAUGAGAUGAAGACCGCUCUGAUUUCUAAAGGAUUCUCUGUUUUCAAACUGAACUGGACAAAACUCCCUCAGGAAGUUAAAGCAAAAACUAAGCAGGGUAAGUAUGUUUACACAACACAACAAUGAAAAACAUUUCAAAAUCUACAUUACAUUAAAACAAAAGUGUAUUUAUGAUUCAUAAAAAUUGAUUGUUUUUAUAUUAACAGGUCAAUGUGCAGCAUCUGAAUGAACAAAC